AUGGCCCAUGUGUUAGUGACGGGUGCUACAGGACUUGUUGGCUCUCACGUAGUCGACAAUUUACUACGUCGAGGCAUCAAAGUCAGGGCUGUCGUUCGGUCAAAACAGAAAGCGGACUCACUCCUAGCCGCGAGACAGGAAUUCGCCUCGCAGCUGGAUUUCUUCUUUAUAGAUGAUCUUAGCACCCCCGGCAUCUUCCAAGACGCGGUCAAGGGUAUUGAUGGGGCUAUCCACAUCGCCAGUCCCCUGAAAUACGACGUCGAGAAUUACGAGAGGGAUCUCGUAUUACCGGCUAUUCGGGGUGUUCGCUCUGUCCUUGAAGCAUGCCUCCAAUCGCAAGUGAAGCGAGUGGUUUUAACGUCAUCUUUUGGUGCUGUAUUAGACAUGACCAAAGAAGAAAGUCUGCCCUGGACCUACUCGUCCAAGGAUUGGAACCCAAUUACUUUUGAAGAAGCGGUGAAUCCUAGCGCGACACCGCAGGAUGCUUAUCGGGGUUCUAAGACAAUGGCUGAAAAGGAGGCUUGGAAAUUCAUUGAGGACAAGAAACCACAGUUCGACCUUGUGACAUUAUGCCCGUCGAUGGUAUUCGGCCCAAUGGCCAAUCCUCCCUCAUCAAUCCGGGACCUUAAUGAAUCUAACAGGCUGUUAUGGAGGGUUGCCUCCGGCGGACUAUCUACACCGUUGCCACCUUGCCGUUUCAAUUUCUGGAUAGAUGUGAGGGACUUAGCUGAGAUACAUGUCCAAUCGCUCCUGAAUGAGACUUGCGGAGGUAAACGGUACGUCCCGCUUGCGCCGGAGCCAUUUACAUAUCAGAAAGCUUCGGAGACCAUAAAAGAAAAAUUUCCGUCACUGCGAGAAAAUGUUUCUUCUGGGGUACAGGAGGUGAAGACUCAUAUUAAGGCCGACCUGGAUCUCGUAAAAGAGGAUUUCCCAAACGUCAAGUAUAGGACUUUUAGGGAGACCGUGGUUGACUUCGUGAGCCAAGUUAGCUCUUUAUCAUAGCUUAAAUGAGAAAAUGAUGAGUUCAGUUGUAAAGCCUGUUUGUGUUGUGCCCAAAGGUGAACGAGAAUUU
Hypoxylon trugodes is the source of this 1072-nucleotide messenger RNA. RefSeq names its product dihydroflavonol-4-reductase. The transcript is spliced from 3 exons. Gene Ontology annotation, molecular function: oxidoreductase activity, acting on the CH-OH group of donors, NAD or NADP as acceptor. The record is from RefSeq and is a predicted model, not a curated record. Lineage: Eukaryota; Fungi; Ascomycota; Sordariomycetes; Xylariales; Hypoxylaceae. The coding region runs from base 1 to 1002 and encodes 333 amino acids.